Molecule: messenger RNA, 2257 nt
Organism: Closterium sp. NIES-67
Lineage: Eukaryota; Viridiplantae; Streptophyta; Zygnematophyceae; Desmidiales; Closteriaceae
Source: the annotation of a GenBank genome assembly
CUCGGGCUCCCUUGGGAACUUCCCUCACAGCUCCAUCCAGAGAACCUCUCGGCUUGGUCUUGGGAAUGUAUUUCUCAAUCUCCUCAGGCUUCUUGGCGGCUCCAUGCCGAAGGUUGAGUCUGGAUCGGUGGGGGGGAAUCCAUUCCCGAUGUCCUCCCACGACUCCUCCUCAGCUCCUCGCACACCGAGACCUAGUACUCCUCCCAGAACCGUGCCAGAACCUUUUAUGAUCUGCGUUCAAGCGUGUAUUUUUUUUUCCCGUUCGCCUCUGAAUGGAGAACUCGCCGACUAUCACACCGGGAUCGACGCAGGGAGAGUCUCCGACCUCUUCUUCCGUCUGUUCAGCCUGCAACGGAACUAAAGCGUACGGCGCUUAACUAGUAAGCGUCUGGUUCGGCAUCAUGGCGAGAAGCAGCCACUGCCGCCUGCUGUCGCUGCCAGACGAGCUCCUCGACGCCAUCCUUGGCCGCAUCGAUCACCCCCCCGAUCGCUCCAACGUUGCUCUCUGCUGCUCCCGCCUUCACCGCCUGCUGCGAUCCACUCCCCUCGCGCUCCGCGUCAACUUUCUCUCCUGCACAAACCCCAUCGGAGCCAGGGAGUGGUGCAAGCAGCUGAAGCACUUUUCAGUGACGUUUACGCUCAUCACGGAGGUAUCCGUGGAGAUCCCUGUUCGCCUGGAGAACCGGCUGCUGGCGGCUCUGGGAUCGAGCUGCCCGGAAUUGAAGAAGCUGGCGAUCCAAGCGCGGUUUCAUACUACUCCACGGGAUGCUGAAGUGUGGAGGACGUUUGCAAGAAAAUGCUCGCAAUUGACGUUGCUGGAUCUGGGCCCACCUACUUCCGCAGACACGCCCCUGCGCGCCAAGCCAGCCCUCCCCCCUCUGGACGCCUUCCCUUCUUUGCAAAGUUUCGUGCUUGGCUUUGUCCCAAAGAAAAUCGCCUCCCUCCGUCGCUGCUCCUCCCUCACCUCCCUCGGCCUCUGGGAUCCCAAAGGUUCCACCAUCUUGUCCCUCGCCUCCUCCUCCUCCUUCCGCCUCUCCCUCCACUCGCUCUGCAUUGAAUCUGCUGAUCUACGUGAUUGCCUCGAAUGCAUCUCGUCCUUCCCCCGCCUCGCCUCUCUGGCCUUGCUCGCAUGCAAAUUCCACGCACACGAGCUGCACACCCUCUCUCUCUCCCUGCAGACCCUCACACGCCUCUUCAUCGACAACUGCCCCCGGGUUUGCACCAGUUCAGUGGCAGCCAUGGUUCGAGCCAACUCCUCCCUCUCCACCCUCUCCCUCACGGGCGACAGUUAUCACCUCUUGCGGUCAGAGGGGAUUGCACCCAAGCUCCGCUUCCUCAGGCUGUCUCGCCUAUCCGCCUUCAGCCCUGGCGUGCUGGCUGACUGCUCCUUGGAUCAUCUGCUGAUAGAAAAAAGUCAACUUUCUCUGGAAGACCUUGCAUGCAUGUUGGUGCGGGAGAAGGAGAGGGAAGAAGUAGUGCAGGGAGAAGGGGAAGGCGUGGAACAGUCAGGCGGUACUAGGACAGCAGCCGAAGCGUUGGAGAGGAGCGAAUCUGAAACGUCUGCGGAUACGAUCUGUGCCUCCGUGGAUAUGCUCAUGCUAACCAAUAUUCACUUCAUCCCUCUUCCUCAGCCUGGUUUGCUCCUCCCACGCGGCCCCAUUAUGCCCCCUCCACUGUCCAUUGCUGCUUCAAACAUGUUUGGACGCCUGAAGAAGCUCACAAUGUGGCGCUGCACCGGGCUGGGCGAGCAGCGACUGGCUAGCCUGCUGCAUGAUUGUCUGGGGUUGAUGGAGCUGACAGUUGAGCACAGCGAAGACAUGUCGGACGCAGUAUUGCUUGGCAGCAGACUGGAGGUGCUCACGUGUCUCACUCUGCUUGCAUGCGAUCGCAUCACUGCCGAUGGGGUUGCAGGUUUCCUCGGAGCAUUCCCAAGGUUGAGUGACCUGAAGGUUGAAGUGGAAAAGAUCACUCCAGAGACUCGGGAAGAGUUUGUUCGUGCUGGUGUGGUAAUGAGGGGAGUGUGAUUUUACAGGUGGUGCCACUCGUUGCAGUUCUGAACGUUUUUCUGUUUGAUUUCCUGCUUGCAUAUGGUGGGGAGGGGACCUUGUGACUGGUCAACUCUUUCUCAAGGUAGUGGCACUAUCUUAGUCUGUAGACUAUACGCCUGGGCCCCAAUGUGUGUUCUAUGCCUUUCUGCAGUUCACCCACUCCUGUGUAGGCUCUGCUUCCAAGGUGUCCAAGGUUUUCCUGUGAGACU